This is a messenger RNA of Meriones unguiculatus (Mongolian gerbil), 12150 nucleotides long. RefSeq names its product phosphodiesterase 6B (gene Pde6b). Gene Ontology annotation, molecular function: protein binding; 3',5'-cyclic-nucleotide phosphodiesterase activity. Gene Ontology annotation, cellular component: photoreceptor outer segment membrane. Gene Ontology annotation, biological process: retina development in camera-type eye; signal transduction. Bases 9404 to 11974 code for a protein of 856 amino acids. Lineage: Eukaryota; Metazoa; Chordata; Mammalia; Rodentia; Muridae. The record is from RefSeq and is a predicted model, not a curated record. The transcript has 24 exons.
UUUCUAAAGAUUUAGCGGACCACCACGAUGCUCUGAAUGUCUGGGAAUAAUUAGCAGGAAAGGCAUGGCUCCUGAUUCUUGGAACAGUUUUGUAGGAGAGAAAGAUACCACUCAGGUAGCUAAGGAAAUAUCUAACACAUCAAAUGUGGGGUUCCUGGGGAAGGAAGCUGCAUUAAGUGGGAUCAAGCAGAUGCCUGCCAGGCUUGACUCCUGACCCUGCCUUCUCGGUAGCCAUCCACUCCUCCCGGGCUUACCACACCCACAGUUGUAAGAAACAACUGUUUACUGAUAACUCACAAACUCAUGGUCCAAGUCAAACCUUUCCCUGGAACCCUGGCUUAGGUUUCAGCCUCCUGUCUCCAUUUACUCUCUCCAGACCUCAUCCGAGCACACUGAGAUUCUUUGUGUAUCUGUUCUUUGAACAAAGACAAGAUCCAACCCAAUCCCUCAGUUGACAGGAACUCAUUCUGCAGCUGUUUUGCUAAAACUGUGCAGCUGUCCUCACUGUCCACAGCCAGGCCCUCUCCAAUAGCAAGCUGCUGCAAAGUGCAUCCAACACGGUGUGAGGGACUCUGCAUGGGGACUCUCAGUGGCUCCAGGGCCUGCCUACCAAAGACAAGUUCACGGUUACCUCUGGAAGGUGUCCACUUAGACCAGUCAGUUGUCCUGCCUGAACCCACCAGAACAGCCUCCCAGAGCAUGCAAAUGGAGGCACAGCCAUCCCUUGGUUGUCCCCGGUCUCCAGGCUAGCAAAGACCUCUGUUGUUGAACUACGUGCAGACAACUAUCCUUCUGUCUCCUGAGCCAGGCUUCUCCCUGGCAGGUAGCCGUGCUCCCACACCUGCUUAACUGAAUCCUCAUUCCCCCACGUGGAGCCAUGGGACACAUGAGCUUAUUCUAGAACUGACUCCAAACCCUCAACAAAAUCCUAUAUAUGAGGCCAGAACAGUGAUCUUGGGGGGGGGGUCACUGCUUCACCAGGCCCAGGUGGAAUUUGGGGAACAAACUGUUUUGUACAGCUGGUACUGUUGCCUCUGGGGCUUUAGACCUACGUAAUACCUCACUAGAAUGAGUCACACCAUUAAUGAGUAAGGCCAGCAUGGAAGGAAAAGUUGUCCAAAGAAGCUUGGGGAGCCCCUGUUGGAUGGACCUCCAACACUGUCACCAUUCACAUGUGGUCUUUCAGGAUCUCCUUUGCAGUCUAUACUUAAUGAUAGUCCGUCUAUGUGUCUCUGACUUCUCUUUGUGAUAGUACAGAGCUCAGGAGUUGUAGGUGACAAUAUUUACUAUUGCUAUAUCUUCUGGUAAAGCUGUGGUUAAUCCUAAACAGCUGUAUAACCAAAUCACCACACAGACACUGGGGUUUAUUUAAUUAGCCUAGAACACAAUGCCGGGCAAUAGUUGUUCCAUCCUAAACCUCCAAGCCCUCAUAGUUUCCUAACAUUUAGAUUUCCCACAUUAUACUUGCUUUUAGUGAUAUAUUAGGUCCAGUCCAUCUCUCCAAGAUCUCUCCUCCAGCCUUCCCUCCUAGCUUUCUCCUCAGCCCUUCUCUCCUCCUCCUCUGCCUCCCACCUUCCUGUCCUCUGGCUCCUCCAUCUCUUCCUGCUUCUUUUCCAUUGCUCAACAUUGUGGCUAGUUGCUUUAUUUUGGCAUAUUUACACAAAGUUGAGACAAGUGAUGCUUUGAAUAAAUAUCACAAUGCAAUGUCCAGAUUGAAACCAGAGAGUGGGGGAGCGAAAUCAGCAUUUGAAUGAACAAGGGUAAGGUGUAGACAUUCCACAAGAACAUUAUACCAACACUCAGGUAAGCCAAUGUCAUGGGUACUAGUGCUGCCAGCUGUCCACAUCUGAACAGGGAACCACUGGGACACAUUUCCCAGGAAGAAUUGCCACUCUGCAUCUCCAUCAAGAGGGUUCUGCUGGACCACCUCUGCAGGAGCUUUUACUGAUGUUCUGCUACCUUCCUCUGCUUUGGUUUCCUUUACAAGUGGAUCUGGCUCUGGCUCCCGCACACUCCAGCUUCUGGCCACUCCAAGUGGGUCAGACCUCCUCCUACCUGUGGAACCCAUCAGGCAGCAAUCUUGUGUUUCCUGUAUUUGUUUCCUCCCUUGUAAUCAUGCUGCUGCUGCUGCCACCUAUCACACUGUCUCCUUAUAUUUCUGGACUUCCCAAACCAGGGCUGGAUGGUCCAAGUGGAGCCUUUCUUUCCUAGCAGACAUAAAUAGACACAACCAUCCUGUAGGGCAAACAAGAACACAGUGGCUGGGCAAUCACUGUAGAUUUUCAAAUAAACAUAAUGAUGUUCAAGAAUGCUCACUGAAGUCUCAUCUGAGGCAGGAAGUCGCAGGCAGGCAGAGAGUGAUUACUGUGCAAUGAAAAGAAGGGCUCUCGCCCAAACUGGGAAAGAGCAAAGGCGGCAGGCAACGGCCUUGUAGCAACUCAAAUGCUGGACAGAAGACGGCCAACAUGGUUUUCAAAUGUUAGGUGUGAAACCAGGCAAGACCGUGACUGAGAAUGAAGUCAGUCCUCCAUUACCACAUGUAACAGCUGAAGAGUGGCCAGCAAUGGUGCCCAGGCAGAGUCAAAAGACCUUCUUGGGUUUAAGAGACACGGUUGAGCUCAGGUGACCAAACUGAAUGUGUACAGGUUUGAUUUUGUCAAUUAUACUUCAAUAAAACUGUAAAAACUGUGCUGAAAGCGUAAUGUAGAAUAUUAACUAUCAAUCAGGAGUGACAAAACUGUAUCUGAUAAAUAUCACUAAGUGAGUAAAGGAGCAAUAUAUAUGUGUUUGACCAUAUAUGGGUGAAUGAAUUGAUAAUGAUUGUUAGAUAAAUGGAUGAAGGAAUGAGUAGAUAAAUAUAUAGAUAAAUAGAUGAUAAAUAGAUGAUAGAUAGAUGGUAGAUAGAUGGACAGAUAGAUAAAAUUUGAUGUAAAAGGGGCUCUAGGCCAAACAUGCUAUUAUCACAAGAACUAGAAUAGAAAUUUGAAGUUAAGAGUUUGUGCUGUGCAGAAAUUGUAACCUCAGAUGAGUUUGGUUCAUAACAACCAUUAUCCUGUUCUCUUUGGUUUUCUCUAUGUUUUGUAAUUAUAGGAUGGUUGUGAUAUAUCUUUUUUAUUCUGGAACCACAUCUGUGAAAAAAGUCCUUUUGUGGAUUUUAUAUCUCUGUGGACAAGAAAUAAGGACAAGGUGGCCCCAUGCCAUGACAAUUUAGAAGUUUCUGGCUUUUUCUAAAUUCUUUAACAAUGCCACAGGUCAGUAGCUUGAGGAUGAUUGCAUAAUAGAGCCGGCUGCUCACUGAGGUGUCAGCAGUACUUCAGACACGCCCUAUACAGAAGCACGUUAUCCAACCCCAGACCUGAGGUCUCCAAACAGACCUUGGUUUUCCUCAGCGGAGAUGGCGCGGCCAAAGCGUUCUCGCUUCAGAAAGCUCCUCUUGGUCUUGGGUACUGUGAUGACUCUGUAUCUCGGUAUCAGGCUCAGGGUUACUCUGGGCCCCAUAAUGUUUCUUUCUUUUUUCUCCCAACAAAUAUUUUAUUGGUUGUUUUGGAAUUUUGCAUCAUGUACCCCAAUCACACUCACUUCCCAGUCCUCCCAUGUCUUCCCUACCACACCCUUGUGACCUCUACCCCCCCCAAUAAAAAGAAAGAAAAAGAAGAGGAAGGAAAGAGGAAAGAAAAAAGAAAGGAAGGAAGGAAGGAAAGAAGGAGGAAAAAUCCGACUAGUGUUGCCCAUGUACUUGUGGAUCAAGGUCAGACUCCCAGCGGCCAGUCCCCGAAAGACAGCUGAGUUCUCUUCCUCGUGCACUGCCGCGGCAGCCGCAGGUGUGGAGAGCCACACUUCAGCAUCUUACACAAUCCUUAAGUGUUCUCUUCGAUGGCUUCCCUUUGGGGUUGUUACUUUGGAGUGGCUGAGGGUUUAGGGGUUGUCACGGAAGCCUUCUAUGUCCCUGCUUCUCAACUGUGCAUUUGCAGGCAUCAAUACCACUGCAAAAGUGGCUUCUGGUAGCAAGAACGUGGAUCCUCUACAUGGUUUCCAUUGCAGCACAGGUGGCAGACACCAACUAUGAACCCCCAAGGCACCCCCGAAAUAGACACCAACAUGGCCUCGGGUGCACAGACCACAGAUGUACUGCAGACGUUAAUAUGGCCUCAGGUAGCUGCACAAGCCACCAAAUCAACACGGCCCUGUGUGGCAGCACAGAGCAGGGACAUUUGCACGGACUUGGGUGGUAACACAGGCCGUGGACAUCAACAUGGCCCAGAGGCAUCAGGACCACCACAGACCCAGACAUGGCCCUAAGAGGCAGCAUGGACCACAGACAUCAAUGUAGCCUCCUGCAGUGGAACAGACCUUGAACCAUUGCGUGGCCCUCGGUGGCAGUGUGGGCCUCGAUGUCAACACAGCCCCUCCCUACAGCACAGAUCACAGACAUCCACAUGGCCUUUGGGCUUCAUCUCAGCCUGGGGCAGCAAGACCUGGAGGAUAUUUACACUUCACAGGUCAGCGUACCAUGUCAGUUCAAGUCUCAGCUUGCCAUAACCUAUGCUUACCUGAGAAGGAAGUCUCCAUGGAGGGGUUGUCUGAUUGGCCUGUGAACAUGUCUGCAGAGGACUGCCUUGAUUUUAACUGAUACAUAAGGCUCAGCCCGCUGCAGGCAGCACCACUCUCUAGGGUCUGCCCUGAACUGCGUAAGAGUUAGGAAGGCUCGCAAGCAAGCUAUCAUGCAUUAUUCUCUCCACUAUCAACUGUGGAUGUCAUGUGACUAUUUUCUCCAGUUCCUGUCUUCACUUCUCCCAAAUGAUGAGCUAUCACAGAAUUGAAGCCAGGCCCUUCUCUGCCGAAGGUUCAAGCGCCAGCGGGUCUCCUGGCAGAAAAGGGUGAAGCGAGGGGCCCCGAGUGAGCGGAGCGCAGGAGGAGGUUGAUGCCACAAGGUUUUUGGUCCAGCUGUGGGUGUUGGAAAAGAUGAUUUUCUCCGAGUUCCUUCUGGAUGCCUCCUUCCAACAUGCGUGGGGCCAAGAAUCAAAUGUGAACCUGAAACCUCCUGUCUAUCCCCAGGCCUUGGUUCCACCAUCCAAACUGUGCUUAGAGGCAUUCACCAUCAUCUGCACAGAUCACAGCAUUGAGGUUAGUUCCUGGGGCAUCUGCUUCUUGGUCUGUGCCCAUCAAAACUGGAGGCUUUAUUUUGGUCUGCCUGUCUCUCCUGCUUACUGCUGUCAUAAAUGGACUACUCGCGGCAUGGGAACCUUGCAAACGUCCUUUUAGGAUCUCUUUGCUGAACUCAGGCCCCUUUCUGUACUUUCAAGGACUCCGCUACAGAAAGCUUUGUUCCAUUUCCCAGGAUGGCACCUCUGUGGCCUGCCUGAGGAGCCUUGCUGGAUGCACAGGCCUCAGCCAUGCUGCCCUGUCCAUAGGAGAAUCUGUAAUGCCCUGGGGUAUUCACAAAGACUCCCAAAAGCUCAAGCCAUCAGAAAAGGAAGUAAGAGACUGAAUCAUUUGGGAGCCUUCUUCAAGACCUAUGUGAAGAGUUAGGGCAUGACCUAACAUCCUGGUGGCCACCCCCACUCCACUGAGUGCUAAUCAUUGCUGUACCUGACACCAAGACUGAGAACAAACAGGUUGCUUUGAAAAACAGUGGGUCAAAACCCAGGAAGCCGUGAAGUCAGAUAAACUUGUGGAUGAGCCGUGCCACGCAGGGUCAGCAUCAUCCAUCACUUAACAUGAGGAUCGACCCUCUCGGCUCACUUUAGCCCUGCCUUAGCUGCCUGGACAUCCACGCCUCCGCCCCAGCUGGUUUCUAGCACAAGAAGCCAGAGGAGCGGCUCCUCUCCUUAGGGGUGAUGCCUCCUGCUCCCCUGACACCUCUGGGACUUCAGCUGUUCGGAACAGAAUGAACCCCAUGAGCCACUCACCAGGCAGCUCCCCUCGGCCUUAGCCACUGGCCAGUGAGCGGUUCUGAACACAUCUGUGGAACUCUAUAAUACACCUGUGUUGACCAGGGGCAGUUUGUGGAUGUUAAGUUGGAAAUCCUAACACUGUGGCCCAGAGCUUCAGAUAAAAACAAAGCAAACGGAUGAAGGGGUCCCACAGGGGAAACAUUGAGAAGCUCUCUAAGGAAAAAAAAAGUAUAAAUGUGUGUGCACAGAGUAAGUUUCUAGAUGCUGAGGCAGGCACACACUGCCAGAUGCCAAGGAGCCCAUCUUGGCUCCCAAGCUCCCCUUGGACAAGAAUGGCAGAAAACACUCAUUAUGCCUCCUGCCUGAGGGACGGCCCCUCACUCACAAGCACAUCUUGGCCAGACUCAGGAGGAGACUCAUCGGAGGGGCCAUCAUUCCUUACUCAGAGAAUAUCUAUGCAAGGUCAUUGUUAGCUGGAAACAUAAAACAAGAAGCCCUAGUUUGAGCUGGGCAUGGUGGCACAUGCCUGUAAUCCUAGCAAUUAGGGGUGUCUUGAGCUGGAGGCCACACUGGUUUUUGUCUUAAAAAGAAGCCUAGCUGAGGGUCUGCCCAUCUUGUUCCCACAGAAGGCCUAGGUGUUCCGUCUGUCCAGGUCUUUCUUUCUGAGAUGUACGUAUCUGUUCCUCUGCUCACAGGCAGGAUGAAAUUCUGACUGUGAGCUCUAACUCCCACUUCUAUCUCUUGCCGUUUUUUUCUGACUGGUUAAUUUUUAUUCCAGAACAUACUGCUCCUUGUCUAAUUGUAUCCUUUCCACAAUUUGGUACAAGAAGCCAGAUUCUCUUCCCGUAACAGCUGGGGAUGACACAUUCCUGUUCUAAAUUACUCCCAGGAUGUGUGACUCAUUUUAAAAUUCCACAUUAUGAUGAGGCAAAAUUAAUAGGAGACUGGUAAAUGGAGCAGUCCCACUUCCCCUCAAGCACCCCCCAGCUGCAUCUGCAGAGAAGUCACCUGGCAAGUCCAAUGACCUCUGGAGCCUACCUGUGUCCUACAGGGCCAGCUCACAGGUGUAUCUCACGGGGUGCAGCUCACAGGUGUAUCUCAUGGGGUGCAGCUCACAGGUGUCUUACAGAUGUGUCUCACAGGUGCACUUCACGGGGUGCAGCUCACAGGUGUCUUGCAGAUGUGUCUCACAGGUGUAACCCACAGUGUGUGGUUAUGACUUCACUGAAUCCACCCCAAGGCAUCACUAGUGGAUGUUUGAGAAUGUGAGGUGAGAACGGGACAAUCCGUACAGUGCCAUUACCUUCGGACAUUCAUGCAGAGCUCCUAACAACAUGGGCCUAGGCCAUCUGUGGGGAUUGUUGAGUUCCUGACACCCCUUAACCAGCAUGCCUACAGGUUCCGUGGUAGCACCAUAAUUGGAUGUUGGAUGGGUUAGGGUUUCAGUGAGUGAGCUCCAACCUGAAUUUGUCCUGUGACCCUUUAUUCUGCUCCUUCCUGUGGUUGCCUCCAAAGUUCUCACAACUGUAGAGCAUUUCUGUGGCCCCGGAGCAGGACCGUGGGUCUCAAAGUGAAACAAGGGGACCUCUAACAGAGGUCCUCUAACAGAGAUAACAUGCCGGGUCCAUCCCAAGCCACAACAGGACUAGAUGCCAAGCAGGUGGCCUGCUGCUCUGAGCCUCAACUCCAGCACUGCCAUGUCUGUCCACACACCGGCCUCUUCCCAAAGUCUCUCUCCCGAGUCCCCAGGCAGAAUUCACUGUUUUUGGGAAAAGAGAGAGACCUCGAAGCAGACUCCUGAGAGGAAGAUGUACGUGACUCAGCAGAGACAAGGAUUUGUGGGUAAAGGGCCCUGUUACACUCAGCUAGACCCAAUGCAGCCACACAGCUGUGCAGUUAGUCAGCUGUCCUGCCUGAAACCCGCAGGUGCCAGCACAAAGCCAGUGAGAAAUUUCCCUGGUUUGACGCUGAGAAAUAAUUAAUCACGUGUACACCAAGCACACACCUUGUCAGCUGAUGCAAAAAAGCCAAAAUUGCACGCAAACACUACACCCUGAUGGAAAGGAUAUGUGGAAGAGGCAGAGUGAGGAAGCUCCCAGGUGGUCCCUGGAGGCCUGAGGUUUGAGUUCUGGUCUCACCUGGAAUGAGGCCCAGAAAUCCUUCCAAUUAAUCCAGUCUCAUCGCUGAGGUCAGGUUGGGUGCUGCAGGCUGGCUCACACACAGGACAGAGUACUAUGUCUCCCUCUGUCCUUCGGCACUCACAUGUUCUCACGCUCAGGCAAGCACACCUGUGCAACACACCCAUCACCUCUGCAGUAUGCUUAGCGCUUAGUGCGCAGGUCUGGCCUGCAGCAGGGCACCUGGACACUAGAACUGAAUCGGAACCACUCUUUUUUGUCAUCAAAUCAUGACUGCCACAGAAGCCAGCGCCUGGGCAGCUACUGUCAUCUGGAUGCACCGAAACACAGGUUUGCAGCUUUGUAAAGCAGUGCUCAUGGGGCAGCUGCAGACUGAUGCAGAACAAGAAUCUAGCAACACACAGUGCAUCCAGGAGAGCCAAGACUACACAGAGAAACCUUGACUUGAAAACAAACAAACAAAAAAGAAUCUAGCAACAGCAACACAAAGAAAUGUACCUGGAGUAAGUUUCUGUGUUCAAGGAAGUAAAAACAAACAAACAAACAAACAAAACACUUCUCCAACCCAUUUGGGUCACACAACACUGAGCAAUUCCAACGGGUCACAUGAACUUUAUGGACCCCAAAGCUAGGGAGGAGCUAGUCCAGAAAAGAGACAGGGUUUGGAGAGACAACUCUGUGGGUCCAGGGGCCUGAUGACAUCCAAAAUGAAAGGUUUAUAGCCCACAGCUAUUGAGCUUGAACCCUCCUGCUGUUGACAGGCACCUGGCUGCAGAGGAACCUUACUCCAAGCUGUGUCCUCCACAGCAGGUAAAGAUCAAGGAGAAACACGGGGAGCGACUUCUAACGGAGGACUCCAGGAGCAGUCUGCCUAACACCUCUACCUCCGCAUCUGCCUUUCUUCCUUGCACUCCCUGCCUCAGAAGUCAGCGACAGCCCUGAAAGGCCUAUGGCCACCUCCUUCCCAGGGUACCUGAGCCCCGGAAAUCAGGGACUUUUCCUCGGACCACCCCAAAUCCUUCGGCAGCUCCCCAAGCAAAGAGUCAGGGUCUGUGUUUGUGUAAUUACCAGUCUCGGGGCCUGUUUCGCCAAAAGUGACACACCUUCCCUUAACUGCCCGUUUGCCUUCACUAGUCAGGAAGCCCCCCUAGCUUUAUCCCAAACCCCGAUUCUAAAUAUCCAGUUUUUCCAGGGGAGCUAGGAUUGCAGGCCUCUGAGGUGAGAGAGGACAGGCCACUUCUGCGGUGUGAGUCAGCGGCCUCCCCGGGGCUCCCUAAUCAUCACUAAGAAAGACUUUGCUGACAACAGUGUUUGCAGAAUCCAUGUGUCCCUGGGAGUGGGGAAAGCCCUGGGCACAGCAGCAGGGACACCAUGAGCCUCAGUGAGGACCAGGUACGCAGCUUCCUAGAUGGGAACCCCACCUUUGCCCAGCAGUAUUUUGGGAAGAAGCUAAGCCCUGAGAAUGUGGCGGGGGUCUGGGACGACGGCCCGUUGGUGGGCUGCGACAGCCUGCAGGAGCUGUGCCAGGUGGAAGAGAGUGCCGCGCUGUUUGAACUGGUGCAGGACAUGCAAGAGAGCGUCAACAUGGAACGCGUGGUCUUCAAGAUCCUGCGGCGCCUCUGCACCAUCCUGCACGCAGACCGCUGCAGCCUCUUCAUGUACCGCCAACGCAAUGGCACAGCGGAACUUUACACACGGCUCUUCAGCGUGCAGCCCGACAGCCUCCUGGAGGAUUGCCUGGUGCCCCCUGACUCCGAGAUCGUCUUCCCUCUGGACAUUGGCGUGGUGGGCCAUGUGGCCCAGACCAAGAAGAUGGUGAACGUGCAGGAUGUGGCGGAGUGUCCCCACUUCAGCUCGUUCGCCGAUGAGCUCACCGACUACGUGACAAAGAAUAUCCUGGCCACACCAAUCAUGAAUGGCAAAGAUGUCGUGGCUGUGAUCAUGGCGGUGAAUAAGCUGGACGGUCCGUGUUUCACAAGUGAAGAUGAAGAUGUUUUCACGAAGUACCUGAAUUUUGCUGCAUUAAACCUGAAGAUCUAUCACCUAAGCUACCUCCACAACUGUGAGACACGCAGAGGCCAGGUACUUCUCUGGUCGGCCAACAAGGUGUUCGAAGAGCUGACAGACAUUGAAAGGCAGUUCCACAAGGCCUUCUACACUGUCCGGGCCUAUCUGAACUGUGACCGGUACUCGGUGGGCCUCCUGGACAUGACCAAAGAGAAGGAAUUCUUUGAUGUGUGGCCUGUGCUGAUGGGAGAAGCCCAGCCGUAUUCAGGCCCACGGACACCCGAUGGCCGGGAAAUUGUCUUCUACAAAGUCAUUGAUUAUAUCCUCCAUGGCAAAGAGGACAUCAAAGUCAUUCCCACACCCCCGGCUGACCACUGGGCCCUGGCCAGUGGUCUUCCAACCUAUGUAGCAGAAAGCGGCUUUAUCUGUAACAUCAUGAAUGCUUCAGCUGAUGAAAUGUUCAAGUUUCAGGAGGGGCCCCUGGACGAUUCUGGGUGGAUGAUCAAGAAUGUUCUCUCCAUGCCCAUUGUCAACAAGAAGGAGGAGAUUGUGGGUGUGGCAACCUUCUACAACAGGAAAGACGGGAAGCCCUUUGACGAUCAGGAUGAGGUUCUCAUGGAGUCUCUGACACAGUUCCUGGGAUGGUCAGUGCUCAACACAGACACUUACGACAAGAUGAACAAGCUGGAGAACCGUAAGGACAUCGCCCAGGACAUGGUUCUGUACCAUGUGAGAUGCGACAAAGACGAAAUCCAGACCAUCUUGCCAACAAGGGAGCGCCUGGGGAAAGAGCCCGCUGACUGCGAGGAGGACGAGCUGGGGAAGAUCUUGAAGGAAGAACUUCCAGGGCCUACCAAGUUUGACAUCUAUGAGUUCCACUUCUCUGACCUGGAGUGUACGGAGCUGGAGCUAGUCAAAUGUGGCAUCCAGAUGUACUAUGAGCUGGGUGUAGUCCGCAAGUUCCAGAUUCCCCAGGAGGUCCUGGUGCGGUUCCUAUUCUCUGUCAGCAAAGCCUAUCGAAGAAUCACCUACCACAACUGGCGCCAUGGCUUCAAUGUAGCGCAGACCAUGUUUACGCUACUCAUGACAGGCAAACUGAAGAGCUAUUACACAGACCUGGAGGCCUUCGCCAUGGUGACAGCUGGCCUGUGCCACGACAUCGACCAUCGCGGCACCAACAACCUGUACCAGAUGAAAUCCCAGAACCCUCUAGCUAAGUUACAUGGCUCCUCAAUUCUGGAAAGGCACCACCUGGAAUUUGGGAAGUUUCUGUUGGCAGAGGAGAGCCUGAACAUCUACCAGAACCUGAACCGGCGGCAGCACGAGCAUGUGAUUCACCUCAUGGACAUCGCCAUCAUCGCCACUGACCUGGCCCUCUACUUCAAGAAGAGAACAAUGUUCCAGAAGAUUGUGGAUGAGUCCAAGAACUAUGAAGAUAAGAAGAGCUGGAUUGAGUACCUCUCCCUAGAGACAACGCGGAAGGAGAUUGUCAUGGCCAUGAUGAUGACGGCAUGUGACCUGUCUGCUAUCACCAAGCCUUGGGAAGUCCAGAGCAAGGUCGCUCUUCUGGUGGCUGCUGAGUUCUGGGAACAAGGAGACUUGGAGAGGACUGUCUUGGAUCAACAACCCAUUCCCAUGAUGGACCGGAACAAAGCAGCCGAGCUCCCCAAGCUGCAAGUUGGCUUCAUCGACUUUGUGUGUACUUUCGUGUACAAGGAAUUUUCUCGGUUUCAUGAAGAGAUCCUGCCCAUGUUUGACCGACUGCAAAAUAACAGAAAGGAGUGGAAAGCUCUAGCUGAUGAGUAUGAGGCCAAAGUCAAGGCCCUGGAGGAAGAAAAGAAGAAGGAAGAAGACAGAAUAGCAGCCAAGAAAGUGGGCACAGAAAUUUGCAAUGGUGGUCCAGCACCCAAGUCAUCAACCUGCUGUAUCCUGUAAGACCUAUCUAGUGGCUUCCGGUACCUCCUGCCACUCACCACUGGACAUGGACUCUGCCUAUAGCAGUUUGGUAUAAGACAUUAGAAACAGGAAAAAAAAAUGAUCAAACCUAACUUUGGAUAUUCUGAAAUCUUAAAGGUGUUUUUACAAAUUAAAGCCAACUAUGACUAAGUUAA